GAGUUCCCAGAGUUUGGAAUCCCUAAAAGGUUUGAAGCCAGAUACAUUUGUGUCCGUUUUGCUCAAAUAUCUGAAUCGCCUGGAGGUUCUCGCCAUUGACAACGGAUCGAUGUACGUUCUUCAAGAUCUUUUCAAGAAAGCAGCAAGUCGGCAGGACCCAUUUCACGUGUCUCCGCCGUUUCCCUUCUUGCGAGAGGUGUGGUAUCAUCAUCCUUUGGACCCUAGCAUUUUCGAGAUAGACGAUAACUGGAUGGACAUGAGGAACGCAUUGCCUCUGUUCUACCUUCCCGCCGUUAAGAAGGUGACCGCGUACAAUGUUCACCAAAGCAUGCACCCGGAUCCUAUCGCAUUUGAGACACCCUCUGUCCCCCAUGCCACACGUCCUGUCACUGCAAUUGACAUCCGGGGAGCCCAGAACAUCCGUGGAGUUCCCGCCUGGAUUGCGGCAUGCGACAAUCUCGAGAUCUUCAAGCUGUCCUACGGGUUGUAUACCCCUUACAACAUUAAGAAUCUUUCAUCGCUAGCGUAUCAGACAUAUACUCAUUCCCUAAUAUCUCCAAGGCAGUGCGAUAUUAAGCAGCUCCGUGGAUAUCUCUUACCAUGCAGGCAUACGCUGAAAACCCUCUCGUUGACUUAUGAAUCCACGUGGCAGAUUUCCCGGGAUUUCGCCCUUACACGGCGACGCCUGGAAGACUAUCAGACCGAGGAACCCUUUGGGUCCUUCAAGGAGUUUGAGGUGCUCGAAGAGCUUCAUAUACGCCAUUGGAACAUCAUCUCGCAGGUUCACCCCCCGGUGAACCUAGACGACUAUCCCAUACCUUUCUUGGUCGAAGAUGGCUUGGAGAACCCGCCGGCGCCCAGUGACUUCAACUCGGACUCAGACUUGGACUUGGACCCAUCAUCGGACUUCGACGUUGACAGAGCCUUGGCCUCGUGCUCGAUUGAGGAACAGGGUGUUUACGUGGACCCCGAUGUAGAAAAGGACCAGAUCGAAACCCAGGAGAUGUGUGCCGAGGACGAUGACGACCAUUGGACAGCCGAUGAAUUCCUGGGUGAGAUCCUACCCAGUUCGCUCAAGCACCUCUGUAUCCACGAGAUCGUGAACCGCCAAUUCUUCCCUCUUCUCUCGAAUCUGGGCCGCCUGGUGGAUGAGCGAGAUACCUACGUCCCGCAGCUGGAGAAGAUCGGGUUCGAGCUGAGUCCGUGCAAAAUCAAGGACUUGUUCGACCCCGAGAAAAGAUUCACGGCGUUUGUGGAGAAGUGUGGGAGGAAGAAUGUGCGCGUUUCUUUUCAUGGGUUGCCGGCGAGGUGGGAUCAUGCGCAUUUGUUCCCGGAACGUGUUCGCUAGGUAGGGUGGAUGGUGAUGCCUUUUUGGGGGGUUGUUGGCGUAUCUUGGUAGGUCUGGGAGUAUA
This is a messenger RNA of Aspergillus heteromorphus CBS 117.55, 1412 nucleotides long. RefSeq lists its product as uncharacterized. The transcript has a single exon. The record is from RefSeq and is a predicted model, not a curated record. Bases 251 to 1348 code for a protein of 365 amino acids. Lineage: Eukaryota; Fungi; Ascomycota; Eurotiomycetes; Eurotiales; Aspergillaceae.